Molecule: messenger RNA, 1405 nt
Organism: Scomber japonicus (chub mackerel)
Lineage: Eukaryota; Metazoa; Chordata; Actinopteri; Scombriformes; Scombridae
Gene: dipk1b
Product: divergent protein kinase domain 1B
Exons: 5
Coding region: 42-1343 (433 amino acids)
Molecular function (GO): calcium ion binding
Source: RefSeq, a predicted model, not a curated record
UCCCUGCUUUCUCGAUCCGCUGCCUCCCAACAGAGUCGCUCAUGAUGCCCAGGGCUUUGCGGAGACUGGUCCAUUUGGUGCUUUUCUGCCCUCUGUCCAAAGCCUUGCAGAGUCGUCUGCCAGCCAUCAAGGUGAAGUACCUUCUCCUGGCAUGGCUGGGCAUCCUCAUUGCCAGCUGGGUCAUCUACAUGCAGUAUGCCUCCUACUCUGAGCUCUGUCGGGGGCAUGUCUGCCAUAUGGUCAUUUGUGAUCACUACAGAAGGGGGAUAAUAUCAGGUUCAUCCUGCAAGGCAUUGUGUGACCAGAGAACUCUAACCCUGCAGCGUUGCAUGUCCACCUCCUCUACACAUCAGGUGUACAGUGGGCUGUGGAAAGAGAGACCUAUUGUGAUUAAGUGCAAUAUCGAGGAUCAAAUGAAGACUGAUGGGACUCCGGACUCUGUGCUGCGACAGGAGAUGAGCUUGUUUGACAAACCCACACGUGGAACCUCUAUGGAUGAAUUUAAAGAGAUGUUGCACAGUUUCCUAAAGGCUAACCUUGGUGAGCAGCCAUCCUUGAACACUUUGGUGGACAGGAUCAUUACUCUGGCUGAUGUCAACCAGGAUGGUAAAGUGUCUCUGGCAGAGGCCAAGUCUAUCUGGGCUCUUCUCCAGAUCAACGAGUUCCUCCUGAUGGUGGCGCUGCAGGAGAAGGAGCACACCCCUAAACUGCUAGGCUUCUGUGGAGAUCUGUAUGUGACAGAACGUGUGGGCCACAACUCCCUCUACAGGCUAGAGGUGCCUCAUUACCUGGAGGCUCUGGUCCCAGAGGCCUUGAGCUCCAGUCUGAACCACUGGCUCGCACCAGCAUGGCCUCGCAGGGCUCGUAUCACCAUCGGCCUGCUGGAGUUUGUGGAAGAAGUCUUCCAUGGCUCCUAUGGGAGUUUCCUAAUAUGUGAUGCCAGUCCUCGCCAUGUGGGCUACAAUGCAAAGUACGACUGCAAGAUGGCCAAUCUUCGCAGUGUGGCAUCAGAAGCAGUCGUGCGGGGAUAUUUGAGGGGGCGCCGCUGUGAGACUAACGCAGACUGUACUUAUGGCCGUGACUGCACUGCCACCUGUGAUCGACUAGUGAAGCAGUGUAAUACUGAGGUCGUACAGCCCAAUCUUGCCAAGGUGUGCAUGCUUCUACAGGAUUUCCUGCUUUUUGGAGCACCUUCAGAUCUCCGUGGGGAUCUUGAAAAGCAGCUACGCACAUGUGUGACACUCAGCGGUCUGGCAAGUCAGAUGGAGGUUCACCACUCACUAGUCCUUAACAACCUGAAGACACUACUGUGGAAGAAAAUUUCCAACACCCAGUACUCUUGAAAGCAGGUUAUCAUUAUUGAACCUGUAUUUCUACAUAAUGAGUUAAUUGUUACAUGAAAAUA